AUGAACGACUUCCGCCACAUCGCCGAUUACUUCCUCACGUACGGUUAUAUACCCGCACCAGCUACCCAGCAGCAGCCCAAGGGCAUCAACGUCAAGGGUGUAAAAAUCAAUUGUCUCGGUGACCAGAAGAUGCUCCAUAAGCCGCCCUUCGAGGCCGUUGAAGUAUCUGCGACGGAUCCCAUCUUCUCCGCGCACGACACCUCUGACAUCGCGAAACGCAUCGGCCUCCCUAUCUUCACGCGCCGUUGUCCCCCAGACCCGAAGUGGGCGAACAACGAAGACAAUCCGAUCUUCGAACGCCACAGCCCUUUCAAUAACCAAGACGCUACGUUCCUACAUCUGUGCCUUGAUCCCAAAACCAAGUUCGACCUUCGCUCGGGGACGUUGGGGUGGGGCUUGGCUUCCCAGCAGUGGCAGAACAGCGUGGGAAGUGCUAUCGUCGUGCGGCAGGAUAAGAAGCCACUGGCGCCGUUACAUGUGGAGGCGCUAUGUAGGUACUGUCGUGACGAUGUACUGCCGCUUCUGGCGCACUCGAUGGGGGAGUAUGCGCCGGAAGAGCCGAUGGGGAAGGAUGCUGUUCUGGCUAUGAUCUGCAGGCCUACUUUCGUGAUUUGUUGGUAUAGGCUGCUGGAGGAGAAGCAUAAAAAGGGAGAGCAUGCGAGUGCUCCUUAUCCUUAUGAUGAUGUGUAA
Mytilinidion resinicola is the source of this 690-nucleotide messenger RNA. RefSeq lists its product as uncharacterized. The record is from RefSeq and is a predicted model, not a curated record. NCBI's taxonomy places the organism in Eukaryota, Fungi, Ascomycota, Dothideomycetes, Mytilinidiales, Mytilinidiaceae. The transcript has a single exon. Bases 1 to 690 code for a protein of 229 amino acids.